AUGUCAAGUAACAUUGAUCACGAAUCAAUAUGCAAUAUAUGUAAUAGAUCUUUUAAUGAACCACAAUGUUUUCCCUGUCGACACAUCUUUUGCAAAACAUGUAUUAUACAAUGGUUUGAAAAGAAUAAUACAUUGUGUCCAAUAUGUCGACAAUCUGUUUCUAUUAACGAUGUGACAGAUGUUGAUCCGAUUGUACACAAGAACAUCGAUGAUAUUUGCAAUAACAUUAACAAAGAACAUUUUAAAGUGAAUACACAUAAUUUAUUAUCAAAUAACAAAUCUUCACAAAAUGAACAACAAGAUCAAUUGUAUCAACAGUCACCAACAAUACUUGCUUUUGAACCGUUGCGAUCUAUUUUUGCGGAAGUUUUUAAUAAAAAUCAACAAUUGAACGAAAAAACAAAUCAAUUAGAAAAAGAGAUUCAUCAAGAACAUGACACUUAUAUUAAUGAUCUUCAAGAUAUUAACAAACAUCUUAAUACAUUUGUUGAUCAAUAUAGCAAUCGUCUAAAUAAAGAUCAAAUUCAAAUAGAUGAAAUACGCACUGAAAAUCAAUGUCUGAACAAACAAGUCAACGAGCAAAUAAUAAAAUGUAAUGAACUUCAAAGAGACAAUCGAUUUCUUAAAGAGAAAAUAGAUCAAAUCGAACAACAGUAUCAAAAUCAUAUUAAAGAACUUGAAAGCACUAAUCAUCAUUUGGAUACAUGUGUCACACAAUUGACAAAUCAAUUAAAUAGCGUUAUGAUACAAAUAAAAAGAAUCGAAGAUGAGUGUCAACAACAAGUCAAAGAAGUUAAUCAAUAUGAUGAUCGAUUGAUUAUAUACAAGAUUCAGAAUGAACAACUUAAACAACAAGUUGAUGCACAAUGUAUACAAUAUAAUGAACUCCAAAAUGAGAAUCGAAUUUUUAAAGAACAAAUCAAAAAAUUCGAACAGCAAUAUCAACAAGACCAUCAAACUCACUUUGAAGCACUUAAUCAUAAGAUCACACAACUGAACGAUCAAUUAAACAAUUACGACAUCCAAAUAAAAGGUUUGGAAGAUGAAAAUACACAACUCAAAAUACAAAGUCAAACUCAACAUGAAGCUUAUAUGAAAGAACUAAAAGACACACUUUAUCAUCAGAGUGAACAACUGAACAAUCAUGAAAAACAGAUUCAAGAAUUACAAAGUAAAAAUCAAAAACUUGAAGUACAAAUUGAUGAACAGAUGAGACAAUACAUUGAACUCUCAACAGACAAUCGAUCUCUGAAAGAACAAGUACAACAGAUCGAACAACAGUGUCAACAAACUGAUCAGUUGCAAAUUAAAGAACUUGAAAACACUAAUAAUCGUUUAGAUGCGUUUAUCGAACAAUUCAACGAUUAUUUAGAUCACAUUCAAAUUCAAGCGAGCAAAGUUAAUGAUGAGAAUGAACAAGAAUAUCCAUCUAACAUUACAGAGAUAAACAAUACUAACGAUCGUUACAGUUCAUGUUUUACACAAUUGAGUGGCCAAUCGACAGAUGAUGAGCCUGAAGUUGAUGAUCAGAGUCAGAAAAAAGCAAGAAUUCCAUCCGAUGAACAUGAAGAUCAGCCAGAAAUGGGUAUUAAGUAUUUAACAAAACGAGGAAAAUAUGUAUUAGACGUAAAUCAAUAUCAAAAUCCAAAACUUGAACAAAAAAUUCAACAACAAAAAAGUAAUUCACAAGUGUAUUUGAAAGGACAAAAAUUAAUUGAUCAAGAUAUGGACAUGGUUAUUAAAGAAGCUAUUAUCAAUAAACAAUGUACAUGGCUCUAUUUAUCAUCAAAUAAAAUCACAUCAGUCUGUGUUUCGAUUUUAGCUGAGGCAUUGAAUAAUAACAAAACAUUAGAACGAUUGUAUCUAUCCGAUAAUCAAGUUUGUGAUGAUGGUGUUUCUUCUCUUGUUAAGAUACUUUCACUCAAUAAUAAUAUUCUCAAACGACUUAAUCUUACAAAAAAUGGAAUUACAGAAAGAGGUGCGAAAUAUCUUGCUGAAAUGAUUAAAGCAAAUAAUAUAUUGACCCAUCUUUAUCUUGGAGAGAAUGAAAUAAACGAUCAUGGAGUUCAAAUAUUGUCGGAUGCAAUUGAAAAUUAUAACACAACUAUCAAAUAUUUGGAUCUUUCUUCGAACAAACUAUUGACUGAUGAAAGUAUUGAUUCUCUUCUUCAGAUGAUCAAAAAUAAUACAUCAUUGAACAAAAUUCAAGUAUAUAAUUGCAGUUUAUCUGGAAAAGGCAAACAAAGACUUAAAACAUCAGAACAAUCAAAGGAAAACUUUAAAGUGUGUGUAAAUAGUUUCUUCGAUUAA
Molecule: messenger RNA, 2310 nt
Organism: Rotaria sordida
Lineage: Eukaryota; Metazoa; Rotifera; Eurotatoria; Philodinida; Philodinidae
Source: the annotation of a GenBank genome assembly